Messenger RNA from Pocillopora meandrina, 2536 nucleotides. NCBI's taxonomy places the organism in Eukaryota, Metazoa, Cnidaria, Anthozoa, Scleractinia, Pocilloporidae. The record is from the annotation of a GenBank genome assembly.
AUGGACCCGAUAUCCAGCAGUCAAAGGAUGACAAUAAUUCCAACAAAAUCGAAAAUAUUUUCGCUGAUGGAAGUUUCGUUUCACACUGACAUGUCUUCGUGUUGGGUUGUAAUUCACGAUAAAGUGUAUGAUGUGACCAAUUUUUUGGACGAGGUAAGUUAAAUAAUUAUUUGGUAAGGAUGGAAUAAAAAUUAGCGUUACGACUAGGCUUCAAAUGGAGUGGGCUUGGAUUGAUUUAUGUUUCAUGUACCUUUGGCCAAAUGGUAUCCGAGUUCGUUCUUAACGAAAUCUUAUUCCGGCCAGAUGCAGAUUGACACCUACCGAUGAACACCCCUAUUAAGAGGAUCUUUCAAAGAGGGGGGGGGAGGAAUGAAGCUACUGUAAAUUGGUAGACAGUUACAGCUCAAGUGAUGUGCCCAUAUCACAGCUGUUUGGACUCUUAAGUUUGUAACGGCCUCAUUACAUGGUAAUAACAAUAACUAACUUUGGUUGGUGAGAGUAAAACGUAGGAGUGUAGAUGUUGAGCUUGAGGCCCUGCAUGGCUGUAUGACUGUAAGGAUUUAGAUAAAAAGCCUAAUUUUGUCUACGAGAUAUUAACCAUCAACCCUACAUCAGUAUCCAUAUUAUCCGUGCUGUUCUCUAUAUAUUUCCUAAGCUGCUAACAAAGAGAAUUUGUUGAACAAUAAAGAGCUCAUCCAGUCGGUAAUCAUUUUUUUAUGCUCGUGCUCUGAAUGUUUGAUCCAGGGGUGAUAUUGUAAGGAGGAAUUAGAUGCUAAAUACUCUCAUGGGUUGAAGGCUUAAUACUGUUGAAAUUCAGAUAAUAGAAUUAAGAUGUAACAUAAUUCGAUGGUUUGAGCUUCGGGCACGUAAGGAAAUUCAAAAAUAAGUCUCAGCUGACUCACUAAAGGCGACUGAUUACGUCUCAUUAAUCAGGCUAGAAAUUGUUUUUUCCAUUAACGCGAUGUAGCUUGAAAUGUUGCGAUUUAUUGACCUCGAUGACCGUGGUAAUACUUCCCAUAUGGAGAAACAGAAAUUCGUCUUGCAACCUCAGACCAGUUGGGUAAUCAAACUGUAUCAUUUCAUACUAAAAGCAAGCUUUUCGGUAAAUCUGACCUACACUCAUCCUUGGAUAUAAACUUAAUUAUCUUUCUUUGAGCUUGGUAAUUUAUUUUCGGUCUUCUUCAGCAUCAAGGCGGAAGGGAAAUCAUUCUAGAACACGCAGGUGAGUUGGUAGAAAAUCAAAGCAAACAGCUGCUUAAGCUGCAAUUUUCUGCGGAAAUUAAGAUGUGUUAAGUCCAUAGUUUGCCUUUUCAAGCCGGAAAUUGUCACCAUUUAGCAAGAACGGCAAAGUCUCUUUGAAAUCUUUGAAGUUUACAUGAUGUGAAACCGGGAUAAAAACGAUCUUUAGAAAGUAGUUAUUUUUUGGAUAGCAUACCGAUGAGGCUCAAAAAACCAACAAAACUUUAUUCGGUAGUUGUAAAUUCGUUCUUUGAGUGUUCAGACUAGUCUGACUCAGGACAGUUGUUAUAUUACACUGCAUGGAAGGGAACUGAACUAUCGCCGGCCUUUGCCUGUUCAUUCCAGGUAUGGAUGCUACAACUGUAUUCCAAGACAUAGGCCACUCGUUUGAAGCUCUAAAGAUUCUCUCUAAAUAUCAAAUUGGAGAACUAAGAGAGGUUAGUGUAUAGUUUGAAGUCAAAUUUUUCGGUUAGACACCUAACGGCAUGCUGAUGAAUUAGCGCCUGACUGCAGGUCGAGGGGUCCUGGUUCGAAACCUGGCCCAGUCAUCGUGUCGUAUUCUUGGGCCUGGCAUUAAAUUCCUCCGCUGUAUCUUUCCUACUAGCAGUUUAAGAAAUUGGAAGCGAACUUUCACGAAACUUGACAACAUUGUUGGGGUCGGGGUAAUUUGCUAUGGAGUAACAUCCCAUUCAGAAAGGGGAGCAAUACUCCUAAUCACUUCACACCUCAAUGAUCGAGGUAACCUCUGUUACCUUACGGACCACUUCUUUAAAGUGCUGAGUUAGCCUAUUGUUGUAAUGCAUCAUAAUCGAUCGGCGCUUCUACUUCCCCUAACGCAUAAAGUUGAUGUAAAACCGAUUUCUGGUAGCAAGAAACAGCACCUUUCGUAUGGCGUUCUCUCAGUGAUCAGAGACAACGAUCAGUAAUUGGAUGUUCUCUAGACCCAAAGGAUUUACUUCGUUUAGUGUUAACCAUUAGAAAUCCCUAUUUCUUUAUGUCCUUUUCUGACACUUAUAGGUAUUUGGACUCCCUAGAAGCUGUAAGAACUGAAUCUCGCUCACCGAAUUUUACCAAGAAACCUGACGUAUUGCAACCGGUGUUCUUGCUAUGGUUUCGAUCGUCUCAAAAGCGAAAAUGGGCGCGAAACCAAAAGAGUGCCCUCUUGGCUAGGUGUCCAAGGCUAGGCAGCUGUCCUGUUUUUGUUACAGUGUCACUCAUUAGUAUUGUAUUGUGAAAACUAUAAUCUUCUUGUUUCUUUCAGAAAGACAAAAUCUACAAUUCCAAGCCCAGACUAUGA